This is a messenger RNA of Triplophysa dalaica, 4569 nucleotides long. Its product is annotated as collagen alpha-1(XVIII) chain-like. The record is from RefSeq and is a predicted model, not a curated record. Lineage: Eukaryota; Metazoa; Chordata; Actinopteri; Cypriniformes; Nemacheilidae.
ACGGUGGUCUACGGGAUCCCGGGGAGUCGGAUUUCAGUGUUUGAGGGAGUCUGGACGAACUGAGACAGCCUUUGUUCACGUGUAGCUCCUCGCAAUACCGGGUGGGUGUGUGCUCGAGAGAGGAGAAGAGUGGGAUACUGAACGAGUUGAUUCACUGACGGGACCACUGAAGUUGGCGACAUGGGUCGUGCAAGUGUUUCAUCGCUGAGAGUCCCACUGUGGUGCUGGAGUAUUAUUACUGCUUGCAUCUGUUCUCCUGGGAUUGCCUUUCAACACCUCGAGUCCGAAAGGGGCUCGAGUACUCAACUAGACCUCACAGAGCUCAUUGGAGUGCCCUUGCCCCCCUCCGUCUCCUUCGUCACUGGUUUCGAAGGCUUCCCUGCAUACAGCUUCGGUCCGGAUGCUAAUGUAGGCCGCCUCACGCGCUCCUUCAUCCCCGACCCUUUCUGCGACUUUGCCAUUAUCGUCACGGCCAAGCCCACCACACGCCGUGGAGGAGUCCUUUUCGCCAUCACCGACGCCUUCCAAAAGAUCGUUCACUUAGGAGUGGCACUCGCACCUGUAGAAGAUGGAUCGCAGCGUGUGGUACUUUAUUACACCGAACCCGGCGCGGCACACACGGAGGAGGCGGCUUCAUUUAAGAUGGGUGAACUGACGGGAAGAUGGGCCAGGUUUACGCUGGCUGUACAGGGAGAAGAGGUGAAGCUGUACAUGGACUGUGAGGAGCACCACAGGGUGGCCUUCCGCAGGAGUCAGGACGGCCUCUCGUUUCAGCCCAGCUCCGGGAUCUUCAUAGGGAAUGCUGGAGGCACGAGGCUGGAGCGGUUUGUGGGCUCUAUCCAGCAGCUGGUGUUGACUGCCGAUCCCACGGCACCGAAUGAACAGUGUGAAGAAGAUGACCCCUAUGCAUCAGGUUAUGGCAGUGGUGAUGACAUCUACGACGAUACUGAGACUGGAAAUGAAGUGAAGAAAGUUGUGGAGGAGAGAGAAUUUAUAAUGCCAGAUGAUCUGGAGACCAGCCCUGUGAGAGCGCCCCCUACUGAAGCUCCAAUAUAUGAAACUGAAACAGACGAUGAAGAUUUGGAGGAAAGUUCAGGGCUGGACAUAGACAGGACAGAAACUAAAGUUUCAGAGCCAAUCAGAUCAGAGGGAGCCAGUCAAGACAGAAAUAUCAUUACUAUGCAGAAAGGACAAAAAGGGGACCCAGGCCCACCAGGACACCCUGGACCCCCAGGACCCAUCAGUCCAUCAGGUCCCUCUGGAGGAGAGCCAGGUCCCAGGGGUCCACAGGGCCCUUCGGGACCACCAGGAGUGCCAGGAAAAGAUGGACAUCCUGGAAGUCCAGGGAAAGAUGGAGGCGCUGGCGAGGUCGGACCUCCGGGAUUUCCUGGACUAUCUGGAGAGCUGGGUCCUAAAGGAGAGAAGGGGGAUCCUGGGGUGAGCAUCCCAGGGCCACCUGGACCUCCCGGGCCACCAGGGCGCCCAGGAACAUAUAAGUAUACGGACAGCAUUGAUGGCUCAGGAUCAAGCUUUGUGGACUUUGACAGUGACACGGAAAUAAUAAGGGGUCCCCCAGGGCCACCAGGGAAACCAGGUCCUCCUGGCCCCUCUGUGGAAGUUCAUCCAAUUCCAGUAGGGCCGCCUGGGACUCCUGGAAAAGAUGGGAAGGAUGGGGAGAUCGGUCGACCUGGAAUUCCAGUGAUUGAUGACUGGUUUAGUGGGUCUGGAUUAGAGUUUGGGUCAGGAUUUGAGCUGGGCUCAGGUCUGGACUCUGAGGGUGUAGAUGGACGAGACGGUGAACCUGGCAAAGAUGGUGAACGAGGCCAAAAAGGUGAACAAGGUUUACCUGGACUCAUGGGAACAAAGGGUGACUCAGGCCAGACGGGGGUCCCAGGACAGCCAGGACCUGUGGGACCUGAGGGGGCCAAUGGGCAACCAGGCCUUCCGGGGCCUCCUGGCCCACCCGGGCCACCAGGAAAAGGCCUCAGCUUUGACAUUAUGGAUUCUGAAGGGUCAGGAAUGGAUGUCAGCAGUGGCUUCAGACCUGUGUUGCCUAGAGGACCACCUGGUCUUCCCGGUAUUCCUGGCCCACCAGGACCGCAGGGAAAAGAUGGCGCUGAUGGCCCUCCAGGUUUUUCUGUGAAGGGGGAUCCAGGCCCUAAAGGAGCUGAUGGACAACCUGGAUUAGCUGGGCUGCCUGGAAAACAGGGGGAGGAAGGAGAGAAAGGUGACAUGGGGCAGAAGGGUGAACGGGGUCUGGAUGGAAUUGGUCUACCUGGCCCUCCCGGACCUCCGGGACAAAUCAUCAACCUGCAUGAUCUAAUGCUUAAUGACACCGAUGGCAUCUUGAACAUCUCAGGGAUUUUUGAACCUCAAGGACAGCUGGGGCCAAGAGGUCCGAAGGGUGAUCGUGGGUUUGCUGGGGUCCAGGGACCUCCAGGUAUACAGGGUCAGAAAGGAGAGCCGGGGUUUUCAGUUACUGAUGGAGUGCUCAUGUCUGGAAUUGCUGGGCCACAGGGACCAAAAGGGCUAAAGGGAGACUGUGGUGUUCCUGGACCACCUGGUGAAAAGGGCCCAAUCGGACCGGUCGGAGCGAAAGGAGAGUUUGGGUUUCCAGGACGUCCAGGUCGUCCUGGAAUGAACGGUUUUAAGGGUGAAAAGGGAGAAUCUACAGGGUUGCCUGGGCUCCCCGGACCUCCAGGACCACCAGGGAAACCAGGAAUAUUCAACUGCCCUAAAGGAACAGUGUUUCCGGUACCCCCUCGACCCAACUGCAAAAAUCCCGUUAAUGGAGAUCCUACACAAGGGGGAGCUAGCUGCUCAUCUUCCGGUGCCAAAGGAGAAAAAGGGGAGCGGGGUAUCCCUGGGUUACCAGCCCUAUCAAGCAAUACACUGGAAACCAAAGUGACGGGUGAUAAAGAUGACCAAGGUUUCAGGGGAGAGAAAGGUGAAGCGGGUAUGCCCGGCCUUCCUGGGGUCCCUGGAAAAUCUGGCUUGGUGGGUCCUAAAGGGGAAUCUGUUAUUGGGCAACCUGGUCGUCCAGGACCACGAGGACCCCCUGGUGCACUAGGUUUUGGGAGAACUGGUUCCGAUGGACCUCCGGGACCACCAGGACCUCCUGGACCACCUGGACAAUACAGCUCUGGCGUCAUGAUCCCCGGCCCCCCUGGUCCCCCCGGGCCCCCGGGAAGAGCCACCGAUACCUCAAGUGCCGUCAGGAACUAUGCAAGUCUCCAAGCAAUGAGACAACAGUCACAUGUGGAUGAGGUGGGAACACUCUCCUUUGUUACUGAUACGGGUAAACUCUAUAUUAAAGUGCCAGGAGGCUGGAAAGAGAUUCAGCUUGGUGGCCUGAUCGAGACGUAUACUGCCCCUGUCUUCUCACAAGAUGAUGCGGGACCACUGAUUCUGCCCCCUCAACUCAGUAAUACACCCAAAAUCCACAUGGGAAAUGCACUCAGGUUGGUGGCUCUGAACACGCCCUUGUCUGGAAACGUGGGUUCCAUCCAUUCGGUCAAUAAGCUUUGCAGGAUCCAAGCUCAAGCUAUGGGCAUCAGAGACGAUUAUAAAGCCUUCCUCUCCCAUCAUCUUCAAGAUCUGAUCGACGUGGUGCAGCCAAUGUACCGUACAAACAUUCCCAUCGUCAACUUAAGGGGUGAGGUUCUGUUCAAGAGCUGGGACAGUAUCUUCUCCAACCAUCUCCUUCCUCCCGGCAUCCCUCUUUAUUCUUUCGAUGGGCGGGACGUAAUGAGUGACCCCUUUUGGCCUCAGAAGGCCGUUUGGCACGGCUCUUCAGAGAAAGGCAAGCGACUGGAUGCUUUGAACUGUGAGUCCUGGAGAGCAGGUGACAUGGCCAUCACCGGUCAAGCAUCCUUCCUCUACAGCGGUUUACUUAACCAACAAACCCGCAGCUGCUCCAACCAGUUCAUCGUUCUGUGCAUCGAAACCAGCAACAACUACAAAACCGAAGAAGAGGUUCAGAACGCACAGAAUCGCCACAGAAGAUGGUAUUACAGAUAUUGAGAUCCCAGGCCUCCAGCAAGCAAAGUGGAUGGAUGUUCAUUUGUUGGGACCGAGAUGACAGAACUUGAGCAGGCCCAAUAGCCACGUGACCAACAAAUCUCAGGAUUUGGGCGCAUGAACUUUUUAAUACAAGCAAGGCCAUCUUUGAAGAAUGUAAAGUUGACCCAUGUCAUUUUGAUGCACUGUACUUUUCAUAUUGUGUUUUUAUGGUGUUUCCAAACCAGCAAAGGUCUUUUUUAACACACCAUUUAUUUGUUUGUUAUUCUGUUGGUAUUUAAUUUAAUUUCAGUGUUUUAUUUAUACAGUGACAUCGCACAUCAUUGAAACAUGUCUAGUGAGUAAGGAUACAUGUGUAAUUUAUGCUUCCAGCUGUUCAAAUGAGUUUUUGUUGAACGGCAUUUAGUUAGAUCCGACCAAUCAAACCUUUACUGAUAAUUUGAAGUUCAAUAAAUUAAGGCAGCCAAAACAGAACAUCACUUCACCCUUUUCUAUUCAUAUUUUAAACAAGAGGUUUUCAAUUAUCUGUUGAAUAAAACUUUUUUCAGA